AUGGUGGCAGCGACCCCGUCUAGACAGCGGAAGUGGGCACCACAUGUGCGGACUGGGUGCGAUUCGUGCCUGAUUCCACAUGUCAAGUGCGACGAAGAAAAACUUUGCUGCAGACGAUGUCGCGUCAAAGGGAUGCAGUGCCGAGGACUUGUGUAUGGCGAAAGCGCCGAAAGCGCGAAGACCAAAAAUUUUGAUCCUUCUGAUUGUGAACUUGUAGAAGCUGCGCGAUACUAUCUAGAGGCAUCAGCUUCCUACAACGAAACGAGCCCGGCCCUUGCGGUUCGGAAUUAUUCUACGCUGCUCACUGGCGAAUACUCUCUAUGCCAACAUGUAGUGUUCAUGUGCAUGGAUUUGCACGUUAUAAAAAGCAACAACGUGGCGUCUGAAGAUUCAAUAAGGAGAGAUCCGCGCCGAAUGCCUUGGCCAAGUCUUGAGACUGGUCGCGUUGUGCAAUUCCACCGAACUCAAUGA
Akanthomyces muscarius is the source of this 471-nucleotide messenger RNA. RefSeq lists its product as uncharacterized. The coding region runs from base 1 to 471 and encodes 156 amino acids. Gene Ontology annotation, molecular function: DNA-binding transcription factor activity, RNA polymerase II-specific; zinc ion binding. The transcript has 6 exons. Gene Ontology annotation, biological process: regulation of DNA-templated transcription. Lineage: Eukaryota; Fungi; Ascomycota; Sordariomycetes; Hypocreales; Cordycipitaceae. The record is from RefSeq and is a predicted model, not a curated record.